Messenger RNA from Cydia pomonella (codling moth), 3063 nucleotides. RefSeq names its product eukaryotic translation initiation factor 5A (gene eEF5). The coding region runs from base 185 to 667 and encodes 160 amino acids. NCBI's taxonomy places the organism in Eukaryota, Metazoa, Arthropoda, Insecta, Lepidoptera, Tortricidae. Gene Ontology annotation, molecular function: ribosome binding; RNA binding; translation elongation factor activity. The record is from RefSeq and is a predicted model, not a curated record. Gene Ontology annotation, biological process: positive regulation of translational elongation; positive regulation of translational termination. The transcript is spliced from 4 exons.
AGAACCCCGCUACAGGAAGUGAGUGUUGUAGGUGCUACGCAGGCGCAAAUUGACCUUUCGGUUGAAGAACCCGUCGGUCACAUGUGAGUGUCGAUAAAUAUCUUAGUUUUAUCGUGAAUCCUUUUCAAAACGUUGUGAUUAUUGUUUUCAUCACUCCAGACCGUAGUUAAUACUCUACCACAAAAUGGGUGACAUUGAGGACACACACUUCGAGACCGGGGACUCCGGAGCUUCGGCCACCUUCCCCAUGCAAUGCUCCGCCCUGCGCAAGAACGGCUUUGUCAUGCUCAAAGGUCGCCCCUGCAAGAUUGUUGAGAUGUCUACCUCCAAGACUGGAAAGCACGGUCACGCUAAAGUCCACUUGGUCGGAAUUGAUAUUUUCAAUGGCAAGAAAUACGAAGAUAUUUGCCCCUCCACCCACAACAUGGACGUCCCCCACGUGAAGCGCGAGGACUACCAGCUGACCGACAUCUCCGACGACGGCUACCUGACCCUGAUGGCUGACAACGGCGACCUCCGCGAGGACCUCAAGAUCCCAGACGGAGAUCUGGGCACCCAACUUCGCUCGGACUUUGACAGCGGCAAAGAGCUGCUGUGUACCGUGCUGAAAUCCUGCGGCGAGGAGUGCGUGAUCGCAGUUAAGGCAAAUACGGCUCUCGACAAAUAAACAACCACUCACAUCAAUAGGGAUAUAACAAGCGUAUAAUUUUUUUUACAAUCAAACAACUCUUACAUAAAUGUAAAACAUAAUAUUAUGUAUAAUUUAACGUAAAAUAUCGCGGCGCGGCGCGGCGCGUCCACACCGCGCGCGUCCACACGGCGGCCGCGCGACCCCAGGCGAUCGCGUGCACGGCGUUUGAUAGGCAGCGGUCCACUUGUAUUAAGGAUUCGAAUCUAGGGGUAUUGUUGUAAUGAGAAUGCCGGAACCGGGCCUCUAGACCCUCUUCCGAGAAUAGACUACCGUUCAAGCACUGCGCCGCGGUUGGGCGCGGGGACGAUCGUAGCAUCGCUUCUCGGGAGAGGGUGGGACGGAAGACUACGCGUGCUGUCCGCCGGUGCACCGCGACGUGUGGCUGGCUACACGCGAGGCCGGGCUGGCUACACGCGAGGCCGGGCUGGCUACACGCGAGGCCGCUCGCGCCCACAGCGCCGCCGCCGGGCGCCCGCGCCGCGCCGACCGGAACUUCUCGUUUGUUUGUUAUGUUUGUUCUCUUUUCGCUUCAUCGUCUAAUUUAAACGUUACGUGGCGCUCCGAGAGUUUGUGGAUCGACAUCGGUGUGAUGAAUUCCAUGUGGUGGAUAUUAAAUGUUUUAUAGUGAUUUAUUAUCUGACGAAAAGACGGACGCAAACUUGAAGUUAUUACCAUAUUUUAAUGCUAAAUUAAUUAAUACAUAUAAAAAAAAUCAAGAAAACGAUAAAAAAAUAGAAAUAAAGGAAAUUCUUGAACGAGGUGUGUGAUUCUUUGAGGCCGUCGCGAGGCGGUGGUCGCGCCGGCGACGUUAUAUCCCUUCAUGUGUAACACGACAUCUGUUCAAAUACCGCCGAGCUCACUGCCGGCCCGACGCCCGGCAAUGACAUCUCUUGUGCUAAAUCGAUGACGAAGACUGACGAACUGCUGAUUGUGUGCUGCCCUCUGGGACCUUCACCAAGUCUACCGCUCGAAUCCGACAUUUAAAGUUACCAUCUGAAGGCUCUAGAGGCGACAUCACGGAGCACCACCUCCUCAGUCAAGACUGAAAAUGCAUUUUUGUAGAAGAAGUAUUGAUUUUGUUUUAAUAUAAGGAAAUAGAACAAUGUUGAUAGAAUUGUGCUCAUCGGCCUUCCCUUGCUCUCUGUUUGAACUUAUAUUUGAACACAUGAAUUGUUACACAUCGCUCGAGUGGGUCGCGUUUGCCUAACGUAUUAACUAAAUUUCUCAUUGGCAGAUGCCUUCGAUGACUAGACCAAGCGUGUCCGUUAUUUAUUAUAAAAUAACAUCAAUAAAAUUGUCAUAGACGAUAUGAUAUACGAAAUUAAUGUAAGGUAAGGCCCUAUAGGAGAGAUAUUUUUUUAUGCAUUCAACUAAAUUCGUACAUCGCAAGUUGUAGAGUUAACUUUAGGCUGUUACAUGACAGGUUUAACUGUUUAUGUUCCGAUUACUGUACAUUACUUUCGAAAUUGCAUAAUCGUUAUUGUUGGUGAAGUUUUUAUACUUAGCAGCUUUUAAUCAGGUUUUUAUUUUAUAAAACCCUUUGGUAUUUGUGAAGACAUCGGGAGGUGUAAAAUAAAACACUUAAGUCCAAAACAACUUUUCUUUCUGUCGCGAGCAGUCCCUCCCCAAUGCUUGGGAAAGUGUGAAAUCCUAUGGGAAUUCUCUUAUACUAUCUGAUAUUUUAGAAUUAAUACGCAUUAAAUGUGAGGAAUCUUUUUGUGCCGAUUUAGGAAAUAAUUGUUGGUGCACAUUAAGUUAUCUUUAGGAAUAUAUUUCUCUUGUUCACACGGUCUUACAACUAUUUCUACAAUGGAGCUUUCCCUUUGUCAAAGUCAUUUCAUGCCAAAACCAUGUUUAAAAGGUGUUAGCUAUGUAGAUAUAGUCCUUAACAUUAGUGUUUUCAAAUUUGUAAUCUGUCGGAAUUCGUGUAUUUCAUGUCACUAAGUUUUUAAGACAAACUAAAGUAAAUAUAUAACGCGUGUGCUUACAAUAGCUGACUGUUCUGAAACAGCGCUGGUAGUUAAAUGUGGAAAAGUGAAGACCUUGUGUUUAAGAGAUGAGCAUCAAAUAAGCGACGACACUUAAAUGUGCGAAUUUUAUUUAGAAAUCUUAAAUAUUUUUUUAUAAAGGGGCGUAGAUCGGGUUGAAAACGUGUGAUGGUAAGAAGAGUAAGUUCUGUAUAUACGUAAGAUUGGGAACUCAACAGCUGGAUAAAAAUAUCAAUAAUAAACCACUAAGGAACUAAACGUAAUGACUGGUCGCGUAUGUCUAUGUGCAAGCACUACCGAAUUACAUUGCAAUGGCCAAUAACUAAUGUAAAUGCAGUUAUAAGUAUUUAACAAGUCUGUCGAAAUAAAUCUGUACAAAACGAA